Oryctolagus cuniculus (rabbit) is the source of this 2671-nucleotide messenger RNA. RefSeq names its product keratin 38 (gene KRT38). Gene Ontology annotation, cellular component: cytoskeleton. Gene Ontology annotation, molecular function: structural molecule activity. Gene Ontology annotation, biological process: epithelial cell differentiation; intermediate filament organization. Lineage: Eukaryota; Metazoa; Chordata; Mammalia; Lagomorpha; Leporidae. The record is from RefSeq and is a predicted model, not a curated record.
GGAGGGGAGGAGGCUCUCACACUCCUGGCCUGGCCUCCCCAGCUGAUCGGAAACUCCCGCACAGCCUCAGCCCAGCAACAUGACCUCCUGCACCGGCUCAUCCUACCCUGCGGGCAGCAUCCGGAGCCUUGGAGCAAGAUGUGUCCCCAUCGCCUGCUCUGAGGUCGGCGUCCAGUACGGGCCAGAGGGCGACACCGCCCCCAUGUGCCUCUCGGCCACCGUGGCGCACUCCAACCGGGUCCGCGUGGGGAACACCCCGCUGGGCAGACCCAGCCUCUGUCUGCCCCAAAGCUGCCGGACGGCCUGUCCCUUGCCCGGGACCUGCCACAUUCCCGGCAACGUGGGCAUCUGCGGGGCCUACGGGGAGGUGACCCUGAACGGGCACGAGAAGGAGACCAUGCAGUUCCUGAACGACCGCCUGGCCAACUACCUGGAGAAGGUGCGGCAGCUGGAGCGCGAGAACGCGGAGCUGGAGACCACCAUCCGGGAGACGAGCAAGUGCCACGAGACCAGCGUGUGCCCGGACUACCAGUCCUACUUCCGCACCAUCGAGGAGCUCCAGCAGAAGAUCCUGUGCACCAAGGCUGAGAAUGCCAGGAUUGUCAUACAGAUCGACAACGCCAAGCUGGCCGCGGAUGACUUCAGAAUCAAGCACGAGAGCGAGCGCUCCCUGCGCCAGCUGGUGGAGGCGGACAUGUGUGGGAUGCACAAACUCAUGGACGACCUGAGCUUGGCCAAGGCCGACCUGGAGGCCCAGCAGGAGUCCCUGAAGGAGGAGCAGCUGAGCCUCAAGAGCAACCACGAGCAGGAAGUGAACACCCUGAGGUGUCAGCUUGGGGACAAGCUGCGCAUUGAGCUGGACACUGAGCCCACCAUCGACCUGAGCAGGGUGCUGGAGGAGAUGCGGUGCCAGUACGAGGCCAUGGUGGAGACCAACCGCAAGGACGUGGAGCAGUGGUUCCAGGCGCAGUCUGAAGGCAUCAGCCUGCAGGCCAUGUCCUGCUCCGAGGAGCUGCAGUGCUGCCAGUCGGAGAUCCUGGAGCUGCGAUGCAAGGUGAACGCCCUGGAGGUGGAGCGCGAAGCCCAGCACAACCUGAAGGACUGCCUGCAGAACUCCCUGUGCGAGGCCGAGGCCCGCUUCGGCACCGAGCUGGCCCAGAUGCAGAUCCUCAUCAGCAACGUGGAGGAGCAGCUCUCCGAGAUCCGGGCGGACCUGGAGCGGCAGAACCAGGAGUACCAGGUGCUGCUGGACGUCAAGGCCCGGCUGGAGUCGGAGAUCAACACGUACCGGAGCCUGCUGGAGAGCGAGGACUGCAAACUCCCCUGUAAUCCGUGCUCCACCCCGCCCACCUAUGUGGCUCCGGCGUCCACCCCUCGUCCGAGCUGUGUCCCCCGCAGUGCCUGUGGGCCCGGUUCAGUCUGUGGAGUGAGCACUGGGAGCAGAUUUUGAAGACAUAGAGAGCAGCAGGGCUUGGUUCAGGCUAGGGGUUGCCCAAAGGAAAAACCGCUUGUGAUAUGUUUAGGAAAUCUGGCUUCUGCCUAUCGCUGAGUUUCUGUGCACAUCGUCUUGUCCUGCGGGACACCAGGAAAUGUGGCGUCUUCCUGUAGAUCCUUGCUUCUCAGCUCCUGCUUUGAGCUCCGUGCCCUGGGCGGCUGGGCUGCCGUCACCUGCAUGGCUCGGGCUGCCCAUCCUGGGAGACUGAGCCUGGCAAUCAGCUUGCAGAGAUGUGCCAGGCUGGAGACAGGCAUGACUUGAAGGCGUAUUUGCAUUUCAAGGACAUCUGUUUUAACUUGAGAUUUUUAUAGCUCGUGACGCAGGAAGUGAGGAGUGGACAUCACUGCCUGGAUUUGUCCACACUCAUUGGCUUGUUCCCGACAUCUCCAGGCCCCGAUUAGAGCCCCUGGGAGGGGGAAAUAGAACCUGACUCUGACCUCUCCUCUCCUCCCUCCUUUAUCCUUGAAGUUGGCCAAGUGGGAACUUCCGUCCUAGCACAUCCUGAGUGCUCUCCACGUACAGGGCUGCUCUCUUUGGAAAGAACACACCAGGCUGUUCUCCUCUAGGGCGGCACGGACUCUGACUGUGCAGAGAGAAUCUAAGGUGCAAGGCGAUCUCUUUUCUUUCUCUGUGACUGCUGACUCUCAGACUGUUGUCUGGCUAUGACCCCUCCCUGCAUCCAAUUUUACAGCCAAAUUUGAACAAGGACCACAUCCCACUCUGCCCUCCGCCCACCCCCAGCAGUAGUUCCUGAACUACUGAGCCCUGCUGAGCCCACGGGUUGAGAGACUGGCUGGGCGUGACAGUUUGAAGGAAAACAAACCACUAGGGUAUUUUCACCAUCUUUACACCUGCUCGUACCUGCUCCAUGCUGCCCGCUGCUCACCACCCUCCAGCCACAGUGGACUUCCUGUCUCUUGGACCCCCGGAGGCCUGUUCUUCCCCCUCUCUGGAAUGCUCUCCCCACUCCUUCCUGUUGUCCGGGUCUCAGCUGCAGCGCCGCCGCCUCCGAGAGCUCCUGCUUGACCCCCACACUCCCUGUCCUGCUUCUUAGCUGAAGGCCACGCAUUGACCCACUGUUUCCCCCAUGAAAAUGUUUGCUGCUGCAUCCCCAGAGUCUAGCCCACUGCUUGGUACACAGUAGAAUCUCAAUAAAUGCUUGUUGAAAGAAUGAAA